AUACCAAUUUGUGUUUCGUGCUCCGUGACGUCGCGAAGAUGGCGUGCGUCAUUUCGUGAAGACGUGAACCGUUUGCGUUUUUUGUUCCUAAUAUUUACGACGAGGAACGGAUAAUAAAUGCGAACCAAGUAGCGCCCUAUCCGAUGACAUGACUGACUUGAAAUACUCAUCACGAGAUACUCUGACCGACUCGCUGAUCGCCGACUCGAAAGCUACGAAGAACGUCUUCAGGAGCAACCUCAAGCUAUCGCUCGGCCUCAAAAACGGCUACAAGAGCAUCCAAUCGAAGAGCAACGAGGAUCUUUACGGCAACGAGAUCGAACCCGAGGAACCACGCGGCAAUGUCGGCGACCAAGAUUCACCUGUUCACGAGACUUGGUUCAAAACGUGGCCCGAGCGUUGCGACAAGAUCAAAAGCGCGGACUCAAGCCCCGAGCGCGACGUUUACAAGUUCCGUGUUGGCAACCGGAUGACGUUGAACGAGGCGCUGAAAAACAUAUCGCUCGCCUACAGUCCCGUGACGAAGAAACUGCACCUAAUCGAAACCCGCGGCGAUGAGCCGCGAGCGGAGCCCUCGAGCCCCAAAAAGGGCCAUAAACGGACGGAAGCCGGCUCGUUUUCGAGCACGGUCAGCGAGCCGUCCACUUCUGGCAGUAUACAGGACAUGGAAGACCGGUCCCUGAUGAGUGUCGACGAGUCCGAGACGCGGAAGACGAGCCUGGCCGAUUUUUUCACCAAGAGCGUCUUCGCGUGGAAACUGUUCAAAACCGCCGAGUCCGCGUCUUCGCCCACGCACAAGGUGGCGAGCUCGUCCGCGUUGAUCCAACACAAGAGGCCCCAUAAUCUCCCCGCGAAGCCCUACGACGAGGAGCAGCGUCACGCGGACGAGUACAACGCCAUUUUGGCCGCGGCAAAGCGAAAAGAAGCCAAAGACACGGCGACUAAGCAAAGGAGGCAGAAGCUGCAGCUGCAGCUUGAGGAACAGCAGGCGGCUGCCGCGAAACACUUCGCACAGCAUGUCAUACCGAAUUGGACUGAAAUGGAGAAAACGAAGAAGACGCAGGAACUGUGGUGGAGGGGGCUGCCUUCAAGCGUGAGGGGCCGCGUCUGGAAACUCGCCAUCGGCAACGAGCUUAACGUCACACCUCAGCUGUAUGAAAUAUGCGUGAGUCGCGCGCAGUCCCGGUUGAACCGCGCGCAAGGGGGCGUCGAAAGGGGGCCAGCGGCAGACCGCGAGAACAGCCUCGACGUCAUCGAGCUGGACAUUUCGAGAACGUUCCCGAACUUGGGCAUUUUUCAACAGGGACGUCCGUAUUCGGACGCUUUGCACUCGCUGCUCGCCGCCUACGCUUGUUUCAGGCCGGACGUGGGCUACGUCCAAGGCAUGUCCUACAUCGCGGCCGUCCUCAUCCUAAAUAUGGAUCCGUGCGACGCUUUCGUCAGUUUCGCGAACUUGCUCAACCAACCGCUCCACCUGGCGGCGUUCACGCUCAACCAGACGCAAAUGCAGACCUACUACCGCGCUUACGACCUCGUUUUCAACGGCAGCCUGCCCAGGCUGUACUCGCACUUCGAGGCUGCCGGGUUGACGCCCGACCUCUAUCUCCUCGACUGGAUCUAUACGAUCUACGCGAAGGCGAUGCCGCUGGACGUCGCUUGUCGCGUCUGGGACGUAUUCCUGCGCGACGGCGCCGAAUUUAUUUUCAGGGCCGCGCUGGGCAUCCUGCACCUGUACGAGUCGACGCUGCUCACGAUGGAUUUUUUGCACGGCGCGCAGUUUUUGACGCGUCUACCGGACGAAAUGUCCUCCGAGCAGCUGUUCAAGAGCAUCCAGUGCGUCAGCACCAGCUUGGGCAAGAUGUCGUUCGGGCAGGUAGUUCAAAAGUGCUGCAACCACACGGCCGUCGACGCGUAUCGGUAG
Cylas formicarius (sweet potato weevil) is the source of this 1921-nucleotide messenger RNA. RefSeq names its product TBC1 domain family member 12-like. NCBI's taxonomy places the organism in Eukaryota, Metazoa, Arthropoda, Insecta, Coleoptera, Brentidae. The coding region runs from base 149 to 1921 and encodes 590 amino acids. The record is from RefSeq and is a predicted model, not a curated record. The transcript has 4 exons.